Caenorhabditis sp. 36 PRJEB53466 is the source of this 401-nucleotide messenger RNA. The record is from the annotation of a GenBank genome assembly. Lineage: Eukaryota; Metazoa; Nematoda; Chromadorea; Rhabditida; Rhabditidae.
AUGUAUCGCUCUAUUGGGCGGGGCGCACUUGCGCGCCCAUUGUCAGCUCUGGAGACCGUCGACAAUAAUGUUGGUAACGUUGAACGCUUGUUAAGAUCGAUCCAUUCCUUCUUUCAGAAUCCAACGAUACAAUGGACAGCAAACACGUCUCCAAAACCGGUCUCCUCGCCCGCAACGACAUCUCCAAUCGCUCCGAGCUCUUUCUGCUCCACAUCCACGUGGAUUGCAGGACGCGCGCCAAGAGAAAAGCCUCGAAUGCUCUUCCGGAAGGCAUUUUUCUCGAAGUCGCUCGCAGAUUCGCCCUCAAGAAUCAGGACGGCUAUCUGGAGAGGAUGGAGUGGAAGUCUGAGACGUUUGUAGGCUUGGAGCCUGAGCCCGUGGUCGAGUACGUUUCUAAAUAA